CCCCUCGGCCGCCGGCUGACACGAGUUGCGGAGCGGCCGCCUUCGCUUUCGCCUCCGCCCAGGAGGAGAGUGGAUAGGAGCGAGAGCCCGCUGCUGGCCCGCGAGCCGCCGCCGCCAUGGGGAACCGCGUUUCGCGAGAAGACUUCGAGUGGGUCUACACCGAUCAGCCGCACGCUACUCGGCGCCAGGAGAUCCUGGCAAAGUAUCCAGAGAUAAAAUCCUUAAUGAAACCUGAUUCCAACUUGAUAUGGAUUGUAAUUAUGAUGGUUCUCACUCAGUUUGUUGCAUUUUACUUAGUAAAGGACUUAGACUGGAAAUGGGUCCUGUUUUGGGCAUAUGCCUUUGGCAGCUGCAUUAAUCAUUCAAUGACUCUGGCUAUUCAUGAAGUUUCCCACAACAGUGCCUUUGGCCAUUGCAAAGCUAUGUGGAAUCGUUGGUUUGGAAUAUUUGCCAAUCUCCCUAUUGGUGUCCCAUAUUCAAUUUCCUUUAAGAGAUACCACAUGGAUCAUCAUCGAUACCUCGGAGGCGACGGCAUUGAUGUGGACAUUCCAACUGACUUUGAAGGCUGGUUCUUCUGUACUACUUUCAGAAAGUUUAUAUGGGUCAUCCUUCAGCCUCUCUUUUAUGCUUUUCGACCUCUGUUCAUCAACCCCAAACCAAUCUCUUAUCUGGAAAUAAUCAAUACUGUGAUUCAGAUCACUUUUGACAUCGUGAUUUACUAUGUUUUGGGAGUUAAAUCUUUAGUCUACAUGUUGGCAGCCUCCUUACUUGGCCUAGGUUUGCACCCGAUUUCUGGACAUUUUAUUGCUGAACAUUAUAUGUUCUUAAAGGGACAUGAAACUUACUCAUAUUAUGGGCCUCUGAAUUUACUCACCUUCAAUGUGGGUUACCAUAAUGAACACCACGACUUUCCCAACAUUCCCGGAAAAAGCCUUCCCCUGGUGAGGAAAAUAGCUGCUGAGUACUAUGACAGCCUCCCCCACUACAACUCCUGGAUAAAAGUGCUGUAUGAUUUUGUGACGGAUGACACAAUAAGUCCCUAUUCGAGAAUGAAGAGGCAUCGGAAAGGCAACGAGGUUCAGGAGUAAAUGUCAUUAAGACCAAAGGAACUCCUCUCUGAAACUUGAUCAUAACUGAGAAAGUGGAAUUUUUGCGUUAUUAAAUUAAGACCAACUAUGUUUAGAAGCUGCCCUCAUACAGAUUCAGAGUAUGAUCUUCAUGGUGUCAAGAAGCUAAUCUGGCUUUAAAGAGUCAGUCUGUCUGUGCAGUGUUCAGCUUUACUUAUUAUAUUACCACUGUGGUGGAUGUUUUCACUUAGGUCUGACCCUUUGUAAGCAUAUCAUAAAGCUUUUAAAAAGCUAUUUCUAGUAUGUUGUUUUCACUAUAAGGAUUUACUUUAUUAAAAUAGCUAAUAAACUGAGCUAUUAAUCACAAUAAA
Dama dama (fallow deer) is the source of this 1438-nucleotide messenger RNA. RefSeq names its product delta 4-desaturase, sphingolipid 1 (gene DEGS1). Gene Ontology annotation, cellular component: membrane. Gene Ontology annotation, biological process: ceramide biosynthetic process. The record is from RefSeq and is a predicted model, not a curated record. Gene Ontology annotation, molecular function: sphingolipid delta-4 desaturase activity. Lineage: Eukaryota; Metazoa; Chordata; Mammalia; Artiodactyla; Cervidae. Bases 117 to 1088 code for a protein of 323 amino acids. The transcript is spliced from 3 exons.